Molecule: messenger RNA, 1383 nt
Organism: Colossoma macropomum (tambaqui)
Lineage: Eukaryota; Metazoa; Chordata; Actinopteri; Characiformes; Serrasalmidae
Gene: ormdl1
Product: ORMDL sphingolipid biosynthesis regulator 1
Exons: 4
Coding region: 97-558 (153 amino acids)
Biological process (GO): negative regulation of ceramide biosynthetic process; intracellular sphingolipid homeostasis; ceramide metabolic process
Cellular component (GO): endoplasmic reticulum membrane
Source: RefSeq, a predicted model, not a curated record
CCUCUCUUUACAGACACGGAGACGGGCAGCGGGUUCUGGCCGUUUCGCUGCACUGGAUCAGCGUCGAGUAUCUGGAAUAAAAGCAGGAAAGUCAGGAUGAAUGUUGGUGUAGCCCACAGCGAGGUGAACCCCAACACUCGGGUUAUGAACAGUCGGGGGAUCUGGCUGACGUACGCACUCGGUGUGGGAAUGCUUCACAUUGUGCUGUUGAGCAUUCCCUUCUUCAGCGUUCCCGUCGUGUGGACCCUCACAAAUGUUAUUCACAAUUUUGGCAUGUAUGUGUUCAUGCACGCAGUAAAAGGCACACCAUUUGAGACUCCAGACCAGGGCAAAGCCAGACUACUCACACACUGGGAACAGCUGGACUACGGCGUGCAGUUCACAUCAUCCAGAAAAUUCUUCACAAUCUCACCAAUCAUUUUAUACUUCCUGGCAAGCUUCUAUACAAAAUACGACACGGCCCAUUUUGUGAUAAACACCGCCUCCCUCCUGAGUGUGCUUAUCCCGAAAUUGCCACAGCUCCAUGGAGUGCGAAUCCUUGGAAUCAACAAGUAUUAAGCUCACCGUUCAGAGGGAACAGCGCUGAGGCCAACUCUCCAAUGAGCUCCUGCCUCAUCUAUUAGGAGAAUAGGUAACCCUCUGUGCUUUGUGAUGCAGUUUUGUACAGUGUGUAUAAUUUAGUGUCUGUCUUUGCUUAGAUGCACCUGAAGUUAUUACAGGCGUAUGUGGUAAUGCCUUGAGCAUUAACUUAAGUAAAUAUUUAAUUUCUUUUUUUUCCUCUCCCUUCGGUUCUCAUGAAUCUGGGCUGGCCCAGAAUUCAAAGUUUUGUUUUUGGUGUUUUUUUUUCCUUCCCCCCCUUUUUUUCUUCUCCCCUUACAUUUUUGGUUUUGUUUGUAGGCCUCACUAAACUGUGAGAACCUAAUUCUGUUUGUCACAUUUCUAAACACAAUUAUAAAAGCUGUUUUUAAGACCAGUUCUUUGUAAGAAUUGGACCCUGUAGUUGAAAUGAUGUUUUUUUUUUUUUCCUUCUUUUUCUUUGAAUUUUUUUUCUUGUAUCAGUGCUUUACAAAACAAUAAAGAUGUCUUGCAUGAUUUUCUGAAAAACAUGUUUGUUAGAGCAAGUAUUUUGAUAGUGUAAAUAGUCAUACGGUGGGUUGAUGUCUCAAGGCUUAAGUGACAAGAAACAUCCAUUAACAGUGCUUUAGUGUUUACUCAGAUAUGUUUAUGUACUCAUUUAUUAAAGUGUGCUUGUUUAGGACAUAACUGUGAAUCUCCUUGAUUACCAAGGCAGCUAGUCCUUUCUGGCCUCUGCUUAUUUAUGGUGUUACUGGAGCUCAAAAGACCCCUGUAUGUAAUAUAGGCCCAUUAAAACAUUCAUGCUCA